AUGGCUACAGAAGCCCGAAUGCGAAGCUCUGCUUCGACCCCCUCACUGCGAUCCAGCACACCGGCGCAAUUCAGAGGAUACCGAGAAGUACAGGCAGCACAACAGAAAUAUGCGAAAACAGCGGAACAACCAGGGGGAGGAAACGUCAAAGUUGUCGUCAGAGUCAGGACUCUACUUCCAAGAGAGCUCGAAAAGGAGGCGCCAUGCAUAGUCGAAAUGAACCCUAAUACGCAGUCUACAAUCCUCUAUGCUCCCGCCGGUGUCGACCAAAAUAUGAAGCGCAAGUUGGAAAAGAAAGUCUUUACCUUCGACAAUUCAUUCUGGUCUGUCAAUCCUAAAGACCCGCACUAUGCGGACCAAGACGACAUCUACAAUUCCCUUGGAGAGGAAUUCCUGGAUCACAAUUUUGAAGGAUACCAUACUUGUAUAUUCGCCUACGGGCAGACAGGUUCCGGGAAGAGUUACUCUAUGAUGGGGACAGCUGAGAAACCGGGAUUGAUACCGAGAACUUGCGAGGAUCUUUUCCAAAGAAUCGAAAGCAGCGAUGUUCCAAAUAUCAGCUAUAGCGUCAGGGUGUCUUACUUCGAAGUUUACAACGAGCAUGUCAGAGACUUAUUGGUUCCACGCAAAGAUACACCUUACUACCUCAAAGUUCGAGAAUCGCCAACGGAUGGGCCUUAUAUCAAAGACCUUACGGAAGUGCCGGUUAAGAGCUUACAAGAGGUUCUAAAGUACAUGAAGCAAGGAGAUACUAGUCGUUCUGUUGCCUCGACGAAAAUGAAUGAUGUAUCCAGUCGUUCGCAUGCAGUCUUUACUUUGAUCCUCAAGCAAAUCUAUCACGACAUGGAACGAGAUGAAACUACGGAACGACUUGCAAGAAUCAGACUUGUCGAUCUUGCUGGCUCCGAGAGGGCAAAGUCUACAGAGGCUACGGGUCAGCGUCUUCGCGAGGGUUCAAAUAUCAAUAAAUCUCUCACCACUCUAGGAAGAGUCAUCGCCGCUCUAGCAGAGUCAGGAAAUAGUGCUCGCCGCAAAGAGGUCGUUCCAUAUCGAGAUUCCGUCUUAACUUACCUAUUGAAAGACUCCCUAGGAGGGAACAGCAAGACAGCCAUGAUUGCGUGCAUCUCUCCGACCGACUAUGACGAAACCUUAUCCACACUAAGAUAUGCCGACCAAGCAAAGAAUAUCAAAUUACGGGCCAUCAUCAAUCAAGACCAACGUUCCAGUGCUGCACGCGAUGCCCAGAUCGAGGAAAUGUCAGAGACAAUCAGGAACCUUCAGCUCAGUUUAUCUCAGGCUACUGCUACCAAAAAACAAACAGAGGCACAAAACACUCAGUUGGAGGAGUAUCAAAGCAAAGUAGAACGCAUGCAACAAUUGAUGGAAGAGAACCGCCAGGUCGCAGAAUGCAAGAUCAGAAGCUUGCAAACCCAGAACGAUGCUUUAAAAUUACAUUUAAAACUCGCUCUAGACAGCUUAAAGAAUCCAAUCCCAGCAGUGCCUGAUCCGGAAGAUAAAGAAAAUAGUAUCUAUGAUGAGGAAGAAGAGCAAGAAGAGAUCGACGAAGACUUGGCUCUACAUCUCGAAGAUUUGAUGAAGGAUUUGGGCAACUUUAAAAAGAAAUUGGCGGAUGAUACUGGUAGGUUUGUGGGGAAGGUUAGACACCUUCAGGAAUUACCCGUCAACUGCUAA
Messenger RNA from Orbilia oligospora ATCC 24927, 1692 nucleotides. RefSeq lists its product as uncharacterized. NCBI's taxonomy places the organism in Eukaryota, Fungi, Ascomycota, Orbiliomycetes, Orbiliales, Orbiliaceae. Gene Ontology annotation, molecular function: microtubule motor activity; ATP binding; microtubule binding. Bases 1 to 1692 code for a protein of 563 amino acids. The transcript is spliced from 3 exons. The record is from RefSeq and is a predicted model, not a curated record. Gene Ontology annotation, biological process: mitotic spindle organization; microtubule-based movement.